Molecule: messenger RNA, 2919 nt
Organism: Amaranthus tricolor (Joseph's coat)
Lineage: Eukaryota; Viridiplantae; Streptophyta; Magnoliopsida; Caryophyllales; Amaranthaceae
Product: pentatricopeptide repeat-containing protein At3g49710
Exons: 2
Coding region: 80-2242 (720 amino acids)
Biological process (GO): RNA modification
Molecular function (GO): protein binding; zinc ion binding; RNA binding
Source: RefSeq, a predicted model, not a curated record
GUAUCAGCAUGAAACCAGGGCUAUGACAAAAAUGUUAAUAGACUUUUAGUUCAUUCAUUGUUCAUCAUUCUUCUUAUAGAUGUACCAAACUUCAUGGUUUACUCUAAUCAACUUCUGUCAAUUACUAAAAUCUUGCAUUGCCCACAAAAAUCUUCUAACAGGAAAAUCUCUUCAUACCCUUUACAUAAAAUCUGUGAUUCCUCCUUCAAUAUUUCUUUCCAACCACUUCAUUCUACUCUACUCAAAAUGCCGCCAUCUUUCUGCAGCACGCAACACUUUCAAUCUUACUCCAUAUCCAAAUGUCUUCUCUUACAAUACCAUUAUCGCAGCAUACGUAAAAGAAGGUCAAAUUCAAAUUGCCCACCAACUGUUCGACAAAAUUCCUGAACCAGAUAUUGUGUCUUUCAAUACUCUCAUUGCAGCGUAUGCUAAUAGAGGGGAGAUUUGGCCUGCCCUUAAGCUUUUUGAUGGAAUUAGAGAUAUUGGUUUGGAGCUAGACGGGUUUAGUUUCUCUUCUAUUAUUUCAGCUUCCGUUAAUAAUGUUUUAUUGAUAACACAAUUGCAUUGUUUGGUUGUUAAAGGAGGGUAUGAUGUUUUGUACGCUUCUGUUAAUAAUUCUCUUGUGAGUUGUUAUAGCAAAAAUGGGUUUUUGAAUGAAGCUAAGAGGGUGUUUUGUGAGAUGAAUGGGAGGGAAGAUGAAGUGUCUUGGAAUGCUAUGAUUGUUGCAUAUGGACAACAUAAGGAAGGAGUAAAAGCUCUAGAAUUGUUUCAAGAAAUGGUUAAGAGGGGUUUAUAUAUUGAUAUGUAUACUUUGGCUAGUGUUUUGACUGCUUUUACGAGCUUAGUAGAUCGGUUAGGGGGUCUUCAGUUUCAUGGUCAGUUGAUCAAAAUGGGGUUUAACUCAAAUCCACAUGUGGGAAGUGGGUUAAUUGAUUUGUAUUCUAAAUGUGGGUGUAGUAUGUUGGAUUGUAAGAAAAUAUUUGAGGAAAUUCCGGAGCGUGAUUUGGUUCUGUGGAAUACUAUGAUCUCCGGGUAUUCCCAGUUUGAGGAGUUAUCUGAAGAGGCUGUUACUUGUUUCAGAGAUAUGUUGCGCGUCGGUUAUCGUCCAGAUGAUUGCAGCUUUGUUUGUGUUAUUAGUGCUUGCUCAAGCUCGCAGUCUCCUUCACAUGGAAAACAGAUCCACUCACUGGCUCUGAAGUCUGAUAUACCAUCGAAUCUGAUAGCGGUUAAUAAUGCCUUGGUAGCUAUGUAUGCGAAAUGUGGAAAUCUUCAAGAUGCUAGACGGUUGUUUGAUACAAUGCCGGAGCAUAAUGUUGUGUCCUUGAACACCAUAAUUGAUGGUUAUGCCCAGCAUGGGCUUGGGCAUGAAGCACUGCAUCUUUUCAAUUGGAUGCUUGAAAUUGAUAUUAUGCCUACUGCUAUAACCUUCAUUUCUGUGCUUUCAGCAUGUGCACACACUGGGAAAGUUGAGGAAGGUCAGAAGUAUUUUGAUAUGAUGAAGAGGAAAUUUGGGAUCGUUCCUGAAGCAGAACAUUACUCCUGCAUGAUUGACAUGCUUGGCCGAGCUGGAAAACUUCUUGAAGCUGAACAGCUGAUUGAAUCGUUGCCAUAUAACCCUGGGUCUAUUGCCUGGGCCGCUUUGCUUGGCGCCUGCAGAAAACAUGGUAACAUUGACUUAGCUGUUAAGGCGGCAAAUCAAGUGCUUCUGACAGAUGGUUCAAAUCCUGCUCCAUAUGUCAUGCUUGCCAAUAUGUUCGCUGAUGCUGAAAGAUGGGAUGAUGUUGCAAAGGUUAGGAGGCUAAUGCGUAACAGAAACCUUAGAAAGAAGCCAGGGUGUAGUUGGAUUGAGCUAAACAAGAAGGUUCAUAUUUUUGUGGCUGAAGAUGCUUCACACCCCAUGAUAAGAGAAAUAUAUGAGUACUUAGAGGAGAUACUAUUAAAGAUAAAACAUGUUGGUUAUGUCCCAGAUGUACGAUUGGCGUUGGUCAAGGAUGAUGGAAUAGGAGAAGAAAGAGUGAGGAGACUAGUUCAUCACAGUGAGAAACUGGCUGUCGCAUAUGGGCUCCUGUCAACUAAAGAGGGAGAGCCUAUCCUUGUUGGUAAAAAUCUAAGAAUAUGUGGAGAUUGUCAUAAUGCUAUCAAGCUUAUUUCUGCUGUCACUGAAAGAGAGAUUACUGUCAGAGAUGCCCGAAGGUUUCAUUGCUUCAAAGAUGGAAAAUGCACUUGCGGAGAUUACUGGUAGCACUUUUUGUUGUUCCUCCCUCAUUUCAAAAAGAACCCCAGUCAAUUCGGGGUUUCUUACAGAAAUGCUGUUUUCCAACGUUGGACUACCUGGAGAAACUUGACUUCCUCGCUUACUUUCUGCCACUGAUGAAUCCAAGUCACAGGUAUAUAAGCCAGGAAUCUGCCAUAGGCCCAUAUUUAAACGAUGACAUAUGUUAAUGCUGUCGCCUUUUUAAUGAUAAAUGAUGAUUCCUGAUUUAUUGACAUUUGAAGUGAACUUCAAGCGAUUAGCUCUGAAAUUGAAGCGAAAUCAAACAAUGAAUCCUGGUCACAGGUUUUUAAGCCAGGAAUCAUUACUUCUUGUGUUCAAUCUUCAUAGCCCUGGGGGUAAGAGAUCCAUUGGGUGGCUGGCAUUUUGCAAUUGCGAUCUUGUAGCUCGCCAUCAGAUAGCAUAACCUAUAUGAGCAAAGCAGUGUAGUCAAAAACACUUCAUUGUUUUUGAUCUGUUCUGGAUUUACAUGGGUGGUAAUCAGCUUCAGGAAAUUUGGGUUUUAACAUUCCUAAAUCUUAAUAGAGGAGUAUAUCAGAAUGCUUCACAUAUUGCAAACAUCUGCCAUAUCAAUGUUGGAGGAAGGUGGUAUCAUUCUAGAGCUGCUCCUGUGUUUUCUGCAGAUGGGGAUGCCAUGACAGUAAAAU